This is a messenger RNA of Carassius gibelio (silver crucian carp), 3852 nucleotides long. Its product is annotated as adenosine 3'-phospho 5'-phosphosulfate transporter 1-like. Lineage: Eukaryota; Metazoa; Chordata; Actinopteri; Cypriniformes; Cyprinidae. The coding region runs from base 247 to 1542 and encodes 431 amino acids. The record is from RefSeq and is a predicted model, not a curated record. Gene Ontology annotation, molecular function: 3'-phosphoadenosine 5'-phosphosulfate transmembrane transporter activity. Gene Ontology annotation, cellular component: endoplasmic reticulum membrane; Golgi membrane. Gene Ontology annotation, biological process: transmembrane transport. The transcript is spliced from 5 exons.
GAUAUGUGAAGGAGGGACUUCUUUCGCAACCGGAAGUACCGUGAACAACUCAGUCAGUACGGAUGCACUCAUGAAUGAAGCAGGCCGAGAAGUUUCGGGUCAGAAACAUUUGGGAUUUGACCGGAUCCUGGACGGUGAUCGUUUAAUCUCUGUCUGAAGGCUUCAUCGAUUCAUGCCCGGCGCUGGAGCUCGUUUGGAGAAGUCUCCCAGCGGCUGUUUUAGGGAGUUUUGAGGCGGUUCUGGAAAAUGCCUGCGUUUCUAUGGAGUUUGUGUUGGUGUGUUCUUCCGUCUGUGCUGGCGGACGCUGACGACGCUUCGCUGCUCGGAGGAUGGCAGGACGUGUGGCUCUUCCGCUUGUUCCUCAAUGUUUUGGGCUACGCCACCAUCAUCAUCCCUGGAUAUUUUCUCAUCAGCUACUUCAAGCGAAAUAACUAUCUAGAAACAGGUCGAGGGCUCUGCUUUCCUCUCAUAAAGACGUGUGUGUUUGGGAAUGAAGCUAAGAGUGCCCUGCUGGAUGAUGCUUCACCGGCGGCCAGAAACGAGUCUGAAUCCAGUUCAUCUGCUCGACAGGCCGUCAAACUCCUCUUCUGCGCUGCUGGACUCCAGGCGUCGUACCUGACGUGGGGUGUUCUUCAGGAGCGGGUGAUGACACGCUCGUACGGCGCCGGCGAGGCGGAGGGAAGCGGCGAGCGCUUCAGAGACUCUCAGUUUCUGGUGUUCAUGAACCGGAUCCUGGCGCUGACGGUGUCCGGUCUGUGGUGCGUCCUUCUCAAACAGCCCCGCCACGGUGCACCCAUGUACAAAUACUCCUUUGCUUCUCUCUCCAACAUCCUCAGCAGCUGGUGCCAGUAUGAAGCGCUCAAAUACAUCAGCUUUCCCACACAGGUUCUGGCCAAGGCCUCUAAGGUGAUCCCCGUGAUGCUGAUGGGUAAGAUCGUGUCACACAAGAGCUACGAGUACUGGGAGUACUUCACCGCCGUGCUGAUCUCGCUGGGCGUCAGCAUGUUCCUGCUCUCCAGCUCUUCGGACAAACACCCGUCCACCGUCACCACCUUCUCCGGCGUGGUCAUCCUCGGAGGAUACAUCGUCUUCGACAGCUUCACCUCCAACUGGCAGGACAACCUGUUUAAGUACAAGAUGUCGUCGGUGCAGAUGAUGUUCGGCGUCAAUCUGUUCUCGUGUCUGUUGACGGUGGGCUCUCUGCUGGAACAGGGCGCCUUCUUCGACUCGCUGGGCUUCAUGACGCGUCACUCUGAGUUUGCGAUGCACGCCGUGCUGCUGUCGGUGUGCUCCGCCUGCGGGCAGCUCUUCAUCUUCUACACCAUCUCUCAGUUCGGCGCGGCCGUCUUCACCAUCAUCAUGACCCUGCGGCAGGCCAUCGCCAUCCUCCUGUCCUGCUUCCUGUACGGUCACGCCGUCACCCUGGUGGGCGGCUUCGGUGUGGGUGUGGUGUUCCUCGCCCUCUUCCUGCGCAUCUACGCCCGCAGCCGCGUGAAGAAGAGCAGCAAGCGUCCCGUGCAGACACCCGUUCAGAAGGUUUAACCGAACGCUCGUUCGGAUGUGUACAGAAGCCACAUUUUCGUGGUACAUUCUUCUUUUUUUUUGUUUGGUGUUGAACUGUUGGUUUGUGUUUUGGUACAGAAAGGGAAGGGAUUUCGCCUGCGUGUGUGUGUGUGUGUGUGUGUGAAAUGACUUGACGAGCCAUCGAGUGAACACAGACUCUGAUAUCUGUGUACUUUGGUACUUAAUACGUUCAGUUUUUCUAUUUAAAGUUUGCUUUGAGAGGAAAAUGAUCUGUUGUUGAGGAGUGUUUGUUCACCCUUCGUUCAUGUCUGGGUCAUAUUUCACAAAAAAAGUCCAAAGGAAAAUAAGAAGUUAAUUAAUAAUUGUUUAAAAUAAAACACACACACAAUAAGAAAUAGAAAAGACCAUGUGGCCCUUUUUUUAGGAACCAUAAAAUUUUAUGGCACAAUGACAUUAUUUUUAUCAAAACUGGAUACGUUUUUCACUCACAUGUGUGUAACUUCAGUGCAAUGAUACAAUAUCAAAUUAGAAAGAAAAUAUUUAAUUAUGUAAUAAGAAAAAAAAAUAUUAAAAAAACCUUCAUGAAUAUUAAGCAUGUUUUCUGCCCAAAAUUAACUUUAUUACUAUAAAAUAAUAAAAUAUUAAAUAACAAUAAAAUGUUACAAGAAAUGAGACAUAAUUUAGGCUUUUUAGGAACCGUUACAUUACACCUUCUACAUAAUGACAAUGUUUAAAAGAAAUUUAAGCAAAUGUUUUGCACAAAUAAUAACAAUAAUACUAAUACUAAUAUUUUAAUAUUUUAUAUCAUUAUUUCCAUACAGUAAUAAAAUACUAAAUCAAUAAUGAAAUAUAAUAAGAAAUAAGACAAUUUAGCUUUUAAAACAUUUGAUUUCAUUAAAAUUACAUUUUAUGAUACAUAAUAGUACAAUAGUGAAAUAUUAAUAAAAAAACAUGAGAUGAUAAAAGCUUUUUUUUUUUUUUUAUUUAAUUUUUAUUUGCAUAAUGACAUUGUUUUCCUUAAAAUGAAGCCAAUUCUGAGUCUCUUAUUUUUAUUAUUAUUAUUAUUAUUUUCUUUUUUUAUUAUAUAUAUAAUAUAUAUUUUUACAAUACAAUAAUACAGCUUUAUUUGUUGUAGUACCAUAAAUAGAAAUACUAUAUUUUAUGUGAAUUAUGAGCUAGACGUGACAUGGUUUUGUGAGAUUCACGGGUCACAAAUGCAGUUUUCCAGGUGAACUAUUUUUCCUUUUAACCUUGGACUGAAACACGAGCUGUUUUGGACCAGUUUUGUGAGAUUCUCUCUGUAAUUUAUCUCUAAGUCUCAGAAGGAAGAGGGUGUCAGGUGUGUUUAUCACGCAUUUUCAUAACUCAUAACCAUAACUAUAGCAUUAUAAUCAGGCAUGUUAAAGGCCAAUUAACAAAGGUCCUUAUUUAGUCUCCUUCAUGUCAUUCCAAACCUGCAUUACUUUCUUAAAAAGAGAGCAGAAUAUUAAUACGGCUCUAUUCCAUAAUGCUGUUUUCUUUCUCAUUACAUGCUUUUAUUGUAUUGAAAUAAAGCAUGCAUAUUUUGAUCUAAUCCUGCCUUGUAUUUUCUUGAUUCAACAGAAGAAGUAUCUCAAGUUUGGAAUGACUCCAGUGUGAAUGAUGACGGGGAUAUUUUGGUGCACUGUCGCUUUAAGAGUCUAAGGUCAGAUGAGCGAGGCACUGAAAAAUGUCACAGGUUUUGUGAAGAGCCUGGGGGAAGUAUUUUUCAUAAAUGAUCUACCAUUAAAACACGUGUAGAAGUAAUAAGAGAAGCCAAUGAAUCCAUUUUACAGUGUGACUCAGUCCACAUGUGUCUAGUGUUCGUUAGAACAGGAUUUCUUUCGUUAUAUUGAAGAACCUGUUUGUUGCUGAUAAUCACUUUAAGUCUUUGUCAAGACUUUGAUUUGCUCGUGCAAUAGCGAUCUGAGAACUGAGUUUCUGUGGUGUUAAAAGUGUCAGGAUGGAUUCAGCACAAAUAAACCGUCUGAGCGUGAGACAGGACGCCUGAAUAUUAGUUUUACUGUUCGAGCUCUUUGAGGAAGACGUGCUUGUUUACCAGAAUAUUAAGGUGAAAUCUCUUUCGUCCUGCAUCUUAAUCCUUUUGCAUGCUGCAGAAUUAUUUUUAAACUCUAAUGAGGACUUAAAUGUAUUUCUUUCACUACUGGCUGUUAUUAUUAGCAAUACAAAUCUUCAAUUAUUAAGUUAUAUGAUUAUUUAAGCAUUACCAGGUGAAUCUCAUGAAGACUGUUACCAUUCAGUGGCAUUCAAAUUAUAUUUUGCAUAAAUAAAAUUAUGCUUAUUUUAGGA